Salvelinus fontinalis (brook trout) is the source of this 4031-nucleotide messenger RNA. Its product is annotated as zinc finger protein 235-like. Gene Ontology annotation, cellular component: nucleus. Gene Ontology annotation, biological process: regulation of transcription by RNA polymerase II. The transcript has a single exon. Gene Ontology annotation, molecular function: RNA polymerase II cis-regulatory region sequence-specific DNA binding; DNA-binding transcription factor activity, RNA polymerase II-specific. The annotation marks the transcript as partial. The record is from RefSeq and is a predicted model, not a curated record. Lineage: Eukaryota; Metazoa; Chordata; Actinopteri; Salmoniformes; Salmonidae.
GCUCCAGACACCUCACUCAAUAUAGAACCUGAAAACCAGACCUUCCAGCAUCCAGCGUCACAAUACAACAGAGCAAGACAGGACCAUCAGGUUGCUGAGGGUUUGACCUGGGAAACUGACCAUCAACCCAUAUCAUACAGUCUGUCCCAAUGGACAGAGAUCCAAGACACUGACAACCCAACUGUGAAUGCUCCUCAUAAUGCAGGGCCAGACUCCAAGAGGCUGUCUGGACAUCCAGAGAGGAGAGGGGUGUCUGGUAACUCUGGUGUCUGCAUGUCUGCUUCAGGCUCUCUGGUCUGGCUGCCUGAUGUGGUGAUGGUGGACUCAGUUCCCAUUAAAGUAGAGGCAGAUAUGAGUUCAGAAUGGAGCCUAACUGGCCAAGAGGCGACAUCUGUAGAGGUCUGUUCAGACAGCAGGCAGCUUGUGGACAACAGAGGAAGAGGGGGAAUGGAAUCUGGACAGACAAAGUGUCCCCCUGACACUCAACAUGCGGCGCAAGGGACAACUGUAGGACCAAGGUCCAAGUUCCCAGAUUUCAACGGACUGUCCACCCAAAACAGCUUUUCAUCCCCAAGGGUUACCCUCCACCAGGUUCCCCAAAGAGGGAAGCCAGCUCCCUUCCCAAAUUUCAACAGAGGCUCCACUUCUUCACCGAAAGGCAUAGAAAAGCAGCCACAACAGCUAAUGUCUCACUCCACCCAGAGGCAGCUCCGGUGCAGCCUCUGUGGAAAGCCCUUUCCCAAGCCGGCGCACCUGCAGAGGCACAUGCGGGUCCAUACGGGGGAGAAACCGUACGGCUGCAGCCACUGCACCAAGCGCUUCUCCCACAGCCACCAGCUGAAGAUGCAUGAGAGGGUGCACACCGGAGAGAAACCAUUUCAAUGUGUCUACUGUGGGAAGUGCUUCACCCAGUCCGGCCACAUGAAGAAGCAUCUCCUCGUCCACACUGGUGGCAGGCCACAGGACAUUGGGCUGCCCUGAGUGUUCCAUGCUGAAAUUUCCCUAGGUACAGAUCUUGGAUCAGUUUCCUUUCCCCAAUCCUAACAUUAAACAUUUGUCUUAAAAAAAUGCAGAAAUGCCCCAAGAUCAGCAUCUAGGGGCAACUUCACAAUAAUGAUAGGCAGGGCCAGGAGUUUUCCCUCACCAUGUGACCAGACCAGGGGAAAACUCCUGGCCCUAGUUGUAAGGGGAAUGGCUCCACACUACUGGGGUUUUCAUAUGAACACUGGGUCAAUGUGUUUUUGUAUUGUUUUAUUGGAAGUAUUUAAGUUUUCUUGUUUUUCAAUCAACAAACAAAACAAUCCACAUUAACAGAUGUGGCAGACAUAAAACAAUAAACAAACAACAAAUUUGCAGCAGCACUAUCCGUGAACGUGUUAGCUAUUUCCAGCUUUAGCUGAGACAACGAGCUUGUUUUACAGCACUUUACACAACAUGUAUAUACACACAUUUCCUUCAUCUCCCCAUUCUGUCCAGUUUGAAAUAUAGUUGAGUAGUGGAGACCAGAGUCCAUUGAACCUGCGCCGUCUCUUGCGGAGGUCACACGUGAGUGCAGAGGUCACACGUGAGCUUUUCAAGAGGAAGAAAGUCAACAAUCUGGUCAAUCCACAUUUUAAAUGUUGGACAGGAAUUUGAAGCCCAACUUGGUAGAAUAAUUUUUUUAGCAAAGUAUGUGAUAGUCAUAAACACAUUUUCUCUGUUUAGAUCAAGAACAAAGUCCUGUUAAGCAUUAAGAAGAUAGAUACACGGGGUCAUAUCAAACUAAAUCUAAUAUUUUCUAUGCAGCAGUAUGUAUAGGUUGCAAAAAUCUGCUCGCAAUGCCAAAAUAUAUGCAUGUAAGUUCCACUUUCAGACACAGGAGGUUGGUGGCACCUUAAUUGGGGACGACGGGCUCGUGGUAAUGGCUGGAGCGGAAUUGGUGGAAUGGUAUCAAACAUGUUUUCUAUGUGCUUGAUGCCAUUUACUCCAUUCCAGUUAUUAUAAAUCAUCCUCCCCUCAGCAGCCUCCACUGCUUUCAGAUGUACAUCUUUUACAAUCAGGAGAAAUGUCUAUUCAUUCUAUGGAGUCUCACUGGGGUGUAAUACAAUUUGUACAACAUUUUUUAAAAUAGAUUAUUUCAUUUUUAUAUUAGUAGAGGAGCAGUAUACCCUGUCGCAAACAUCCGUCCAUAACUCCUGAACCAUAGUCAGACAAAGGCCCUUUUCCCAGAUUAUUUUCAAAGGAGUAAAGGAGGAGCCCACAUUCUUAGAUGGGAGUCUAAAAAUAUGGGAGAUUUUGCCUUUGAUGGAUUGUGCUGUAGCAAGAAGGGUCUCAACUUCAUUGAGCUGAGCUCUAAACCUCCUCUUGGAAGUGAAAUUAGGAAAUUACGUGUCUAAUUUGAAGAUAAUUAAAUUGGAUCUUGGCACAUUGAAUUCACUGCAGAGUUCUUGAGAGUAUUUCAGUGAAGUUGUGUUCUGAUGAAACCGGUCUGAAAGGUCCUGAACCCUAGAGUAUGCCAAAGAUGAAAGUUGGCAUCACUCAGGGCUUUUGGUAAGUCUGGGUUGCAUACUAUACAUGUGUGAGAGCAUAUUUGGGAGGAAAUGCCAAGGCAUUUCUUGAAGUCCGGCUAGUAGGGUGUUGUAAAUCACAAGUUUAGGCUUUUUUGUGUGUGAACCUUUUAUUUAACUAGGCAAGUCAGUUAAGAACAAAUUCUUAUUUACAAUGACGGCCUACUCCGGCCAAACCCAGACGACGCUGGGUCAAUUGUGUGCCGCCCUAUUGGACUCCCAAUCACGGUCGGUUGUGAUACAGCCUGGAUUCCAACCAGGGUGUCUGCCUCUUGCACUGAGCUGCAGUGCCUUGGACCACUGCACCACUCGGGUGCCCCUUUUAUACUUUUUAAACUACUAAUCAUUUAGUCCUUUAUUCACUUUCAUUGUUUUUAUUCAACAUUCUAAAGGUCCUAUUGUGACAUCAUCAACUCCCAGACUUCCAACAUCCAUUCACAGUGAACAAUGCAACUUUUGACACAAAUUGGCAAAUUUGACCACAUUUCCAGCACUUUAGAUUAAAACCUAGAGGGUAUGACAUUGAGGUCUACUUCUCUGGUAUUUAAAUCUGGAAUCAGAAUAUAAUUAUCUACUACCAAUCAAAAGUUACAGCUGUUUGUCUCAUCCUUCAGCAGCCCAGAUAGAGUUGUUGCUAUGGAUACCAAUGCAUUUCAAUGGCAGAAAAAGGGGCUGGUACAAAAAUGUUUAUUUGUUUAGACCUCCUCUUUCACCAUUUUAAGCUAUCAACUCCAAACCAACGUUGACAGGUUCGGUCUGACCAUACUUAGAUUGCUUGUCAAAAUAUUUUUUUAUUCUUCUAUACCGGUAUAUAUACUUUUUUAACCAUUUACAAUUUGCAAAAAUUAACAUCGGGUUGAAUGAGAACCAUAGGAAUACAGAGGUAGCUAUUCAAAACGGUUUUGCUCCUUGGCCAAUUAAACUACCAGACCCAACAUUAAAAUGUUCAGGCUAUCCUAACUUAAAAUUAUUUUAAACUGUUAUUGACUAUAACUAUAUACAUUUGCAGAAAUUAGCAUAAAAUAACUCACCAACUGUAAACUCUUGAACCGUUCAAGAUAGACCAAACCAACUUUGACAUGUUCAGGCCAUUGUAACUUGAAAUGAUUUAAAACAUGUAUCAACUAUAACUAUAUAAAUAGUUUACUUUUUAUACUUCUUCUGCUACCACAAAAUACUUUUAGAGCUAAAGCAAGCCCCAUAACUUUACUGAAUGUAAAGUUACCAAUGUUUUUUUUCCAUUUACAAUAUUCUAAUUUGUAAAAACAAAAAAUGAAAUGUUGUUAGCUAGGAAUCGCAUUGGCUAUUUAUCCAUUAUAUUUACAGAUUAUAAUUUGUUUUGUGCUUUCUCAGUGCGGUGCUUCAGCUCGUUUUCAGACUACUAACCCUUUUAGCCUACUCUUUUAUUUACUUAUUUUUUACUUUAGAAAUAUAUUUAUUCUCUUUAAAUUCAGGUUGUUUGCGGAUUCUGUAUUUUUGUAUUUG